Messenger RNA from Siniperca chuatsi (mandarin fish), 2462 nucleotides. RefSeq names its product ferredoxin-fold anticodon binding domain containing 1 (gene fdxacb1). Gene Ontology annotation, molecular function: rRNA (uridine-N3-)-methyltransferase activity. Lineage: Eukaryota; Metazoa; Chordata; Actinopteri; Centrarchiformes; Sinipercidae. Bases 324 to 2252 code for a protein of 642 amino acids. The record is from RefSeq and is a predicted model, not a curated record. Gene Ontology annotation, cellular component: cytoplasm. Gene Ontology annotation, biological process: rRNA base methylation. The transcript has 5 exons.
AAUAUUUUUCGGCUUUAAUGUACUGCAGCGCCCAACACCGGGGAGCAGGAGAAGGUCAAUGGCGUUACUCUACAUUACAGUCAAAAUAAUUUUUGUUAUUUGGCCGAGCCAGUCUUAGACACAAGAUACGGACGUUUGUACUAAAAUAUGCAAUUACUACGAUCAUAUUAGACCGUGAAGAAGACUGAAGGCGGUCAUUGUCACUCCUACGCGCGUCUCUUCCUUUCGCACUCAGAGCUAUAAAAGAGGCAGCAGAUUUUGGGACAACCUUUCUGGGAACUGAGUUUGUGAGUGUGUGUCCCUCAUUUCCAGUUGGAGUGGACAUGUCUCCUUCACGGUCCAUAUUGCUGGUGGGAGAAGGGAACUUCUCAUUUUCUGCCUCUGUGACCCAGUUAAACUCUGAAACGGAGACCAGCAUAACGGCCACUUGCCUGCAGCGUCAGGAGGAAGCACUGCGGCAUGAAGGUGCAGCCAGUAACAUUCAGAUCAUCAAGGAGUCAGGUGGGGCGGUGCUUUUCGAGGUGGACUGCAGAAAGCUGGGGGAAUGUGCCUCUCUCCGGGGCCGUGUGUUUGACCGUGUGGUGUUUAACUUUCCUCACUGCGGGAGAAAGAGUGGGGUUAAAAAGAACAGAGAACUUCUCAAAAACUUCUUCCUCAGUUGUGUUCAGGUGUUAGCUGAAGAUGGGGAGGUUCAUGUUUCCUUGUGCAAUGGACAGGGUGGGACACCGGCGGACCACCCGAAGCGAGAGUGGCACAACAGCUGGCAGGUGACUGCCAUGGCAGCAGAGGCACACCUGAUCCUUACUGACGUCCAUCCUUUUGAAAGUGAGAAAUACCAGAGCUACAAGUGCACUGGAUACAGGAGCCAGGAUAAGGGCUUUCAUGUGGAGAAAGCUAUGCUCCAUGUGUUUACUCGCAGCCUCCCCUACACCUCUGCUGAGAUACUUAAAGUGGAGGAGACUGUUAAAGGGGAGAAAGUCCAGUACUACAUACCAGCCGAGCUCAGUGAUUACAUGUUCAGGGGAUUUCUCUGCUCAGGUUCUGUCCACCCUGUCAGGUUGGUGCAAGAUUUUCUUCUCGAAGGACUGGCGGAUAAGUGGUCAGUCUCCAUGACGACAGAGACCAUUCCCUUCCUCCUCAUAGCCGAACAGCUGCAGAUGUGCCGCGGUGAUGUCGACAGCACACGCUGCUACUGGAUCCGCCUGCUUCAGAAAGACCUCAACUCUAGAGACAAAGCAAAAGAUCUGUUGACGUGCACAGACACUCGAGACACUCUGUCAGCCAGAUGUGUUACCUCAGAUAAGGUAGACAGGAUGAGGAGCAAAGGAGCUGAGAGCUUAUGGUCUGCAUGCUCUCUAGAUGUUGAUCCUGAAGAGGAAAGUGGUCUUUAUAUGCUGCGUCCAUCACUGCUCCCUCAUACUGAAGAGCUUCUAACUAAAAAAGAAGAGUUGAUUAACAAUGCAGGGAGUCACGGGGAGAAUGAGGAGAAUAAUAAAAGUGUUGAAGUUGAAGGACAUAAGAAGGAGGGGCCCUGUGCGGGCUGUAAUGGUGUUACCAGCUUGUUAUUUGGCAUUAGUGGCUUGGUGUUCAGGAAUGUGCCCGUCAACCUCUGGGCUCUGCCUGCCUUUCACGAGCUUCUCCUCAGAGGCGUUUUCCCUUCAGAAUGUGAGCCAGUCAAUUUGCUUGGACAAAGGCUGGAAACGCUGCUCGCUCCCUACGGGGUCUCCCUGGUCACAGAACAGGGAGGCCUGCGUCUGAUGGCACAGCCAAUGGGUUUGGUUGGAAGGGCGUUUGCAAGCAAUGCAAGCGAAAACAGUCGCCAUGUGAGUGUCACUGUGUCCCUAAAUUUGGACCUCCUCGCCGUGCUCCUGUUCUCACUCCCCGACUGGCGGCUGCUUUGGUCACACGACCCACGCUUUUUACAACAGUUUGCACCCCGCCCAUCGCCAGGGAAACGUUUCCACCCAUUCUCCCUGUUCCCCGAGCACUUCAGCUUUGACAUCAGCUUCUGGACAGGGCCGACGUGGGAGGAGAGGAAGUUCCACGCUGUGGUCCGAGAGGCUAGUCAUGGGACUGUGGAGCAAGUUAAACUCAUCGACAUGUUCUCACAUCCUGACCUGAGCCAGACCAGUUACUGCUACAGACUCGUCUACCACUCACACACACACGCUCUGUCACACACACAAGCCCUCCAGUUUCAUCAACUCCUGCAGUCCUUUCUUACCUCUCGGUUGCAAGUCACCAUCAGGUAGCUAAGUUUGAAUGUUUAGGAAGAACAGGGAUUUCACCUCUUUUUUUCAGACAUUAUGAUUAGUCUGUUUGUAACUGCUAAGCAAAGUGUAUAAUCUGCAAAACGAACAGUAGUUGAGGCGUUGCUUGCUGUAGUAAGUCUCUGGAAUGUGAUUGAAAUUCUGUGUAUCUGUGUGUGUUUUUGUCACAAUAAAGCUGUUACUUAACAUUAA